Messenger RNA from Neopsephotus bourkii (Bourke's parrot), 1111 nucleotides. RefSeq lists its product as uncharacterized. Gene Ontology annotation, biological process: negative regulation of G2/M transition of mitotic cell cycle; negative regulation of cell migration. Lineage: Eukaryota; Metazoa; Chordata; Aves; Psittaciformes; Psittacidae. The transcript is spliced from 5 exons. The record is from RefSeq and is a predicted model, not a curated record.
GAAAGUCCCUUGGCUAAUGUUAUUUUCAGAGUAUUUGCUUUCCGAUGAGCAAUGAUGAGAGGAUGCUCUUGGCAUUGUCCUGAUGGAGAUAGAGCACCUGCAGAGGCUGCGUGAGGCCAACCAGGACCUUCUGCAAAGGCUCAGAAUGAAGCAGGAAGAGAUCAGAAAAAGGCUCCCCAGCAAGGCAUCUCUUGAUAAGAGAACAGCUCCUGAAAGCUCUGUCCCCUUGCCCACAAGAAGGAAGACAAAUCCAACCGAUGCUGUGGAGCCUACAUCUGACCCUGCAGUGUUGGUGUCUGUGGAACCUGGAGCUUACGCAGCCAGAGCAGCCCUCUGUUGAGCUCUUAAACACAGCAGCAGUGACAAGGGGGUACAGCAACAAGAAGAGAAGAUGCAGGAAGCAGUAGGUUUGGAUUCCAGCUUUCCUGGGAAAGAGAAGAAUGUUGUGCCAGUGACUGCAGUCGUUACCUGUGGCAGAGAAACCUCUGAAGUGGAGAGGGGUGGCCAUGCUCAAGGAAGUGCAGAGGAAGAAUCCUUCCCUCUGGGACAUGGAGAGAACAGAAGCCAGUCCACUCUGCUAGAUGGCUUCCAUGAGAAGGAGCAGCUUGAGGGUGCUCCGGCCUCUUCACUGAGCAGCAGCCAAGGUGAAGAGACCAGCAAGCAACAUGUGGUUGUUAGAGAGCCCGUAGUUCAUAAAUCAGUCUUGCUGACAUCUCAGUCCCAAGAGCCAAAGGUAAAUGGGGUUUUUGCUUGUUGUCAUCGAUCAAUAGAAGGAUGGGGGAGAAAGGCUCAGAAGAACAUUGCUUGCUCUGUUCUCCCCGAAGCUGGCUGCAUCACUUGUGAGUCUGACCCUGAAGAAUACACCAUACCUGUGAGCACCUGGUCCGUGCGUCCUUUCCUGGGCUACGACUGGAUUGCAGGCUUGCGCGGUGCGGCACAGCCCGGCCCUGGCCGCUCCCGCACGACGCGGAGGGCGCGGCGCGGCGCGGAGGGCGACGACAGUAGCAGCAGCAGCAGCAGCAGCGGCGGAAGGGCCCGGGUGCGCGGCGGCGGGGUUGUGCCGGAGCCGUGCCGGAGCCGAGCCAGGUACCGCAGCAGAAAGCGGGCCUAG